CCCAAAGAAGCUCAAAUUGCCGCUCUAACCCAUAGGGACUCCAAAGCGCCGGGAAGCCAGAAAACUGCGCGCGCGGAGACAGCUCCGCCUACAGGGAGAGGAGAGGGUGCACACGGUGGAGCAGUUAAACACCUACAGCCAACUGGGCCUAGUCAAGGUUGUGCGCAUGCACAAGUGCUCCAGCUCGUUUACCGGAAGACGCUUAGGUGCUGCUCUAGCCCUCCAGGCGCCAUCUUGAGAGUUUUGUUGGUGAUGACGGAACGCGGGGGCGGUGCCGGCGGGACAAGAUGGCGGCGCCCAUGGAGGUGGCUGUAUGUACGGACUCGGCGGCGCAGCUGUGGAGCUGCGUGGUGUGGGAACUGCACUCGGGCGCUAACCUACUCACGUACCGCGGCGGCCAAGCCGGACCGCGAGGCCUCGCGCUUCUCAAUGGCGAGUACCUACUGGCGGCGCAGCUCGGCAAGAACUACAUCUGCGCCUGGGAGCUGCAGCGCAAGGACCAGCUCCAACAGAAGAUCAUGUGUCCUGGGCCAGUCACCUGUCUGACCACGGCCCCUAAUGGCUUGUAUGUUGUGGCAGGAAUCGCAGAGAGUAUCUACCUGUGGGAGGUGUCCACAGGGAACCUUCUGGUCAUCCUGAGCCGUCACUACCAGGACGUGUCAUGCCUGAAGUUCACGGGUGACAGCAGCCACUUCAUCUCGGGGGGCAAGGACUGCCUGGUGCUGGCCUGGAGCCUUUGCAGUGUGCUGCAGGCUGACCCAUCCAGGAUCCUUGCCCCAAGGCAUGUCUGGUCCCGCCACACACUUCCCAUCACAGACCUGCACUGCGGCUUUGGGGGCCCCUUGGCCCGGGUGGCCACUGCUUCACUGGACCAGACCAUAAAGCUCUGGGCUAUCUCCUCGGGCGACCUGCUUCUGUCUGUGCUGUUUGACGUGGGUAUCACCUCUCUGACCAUGGACCUGGCUGAGCACCAUGUGUUCUGUGGAGGCAGUGAUGGCUCCAUCUUCCAAGUGGACCUGUGCAGCUGGCCAGGACAGAAGGAACGCAGCUUCCAGCCUGAGCAGGACACAGGAAAGGUUUUCAAGGGACACAGGAACCAGGUGACGUGCUUGUCUGUGUCUAUGGAUGGCAGUGUGCUGCUCUCGGGAUCCCAUGAUGAGACAGUGCGGCUGUGGGAUGUAACCAGCAAGCAGUGUCUACGCACCAUCACCCUCAAAGGUCCAGUGACCAACGCAGCCAUCGUUCUGGCUCCACCCAGCAUGCUAAGCCCCGACUUCAGGCCCAGCCUGCCGCUCCCUCACUUUAACAAGCACCUGCUGGGUGCCGAACAUGGCGACGAAGCCCAGGGUGGGGGCCUGCGCAUGCGACUGGGGCUGCACCUGCAGGGUACAGAGCCAACCUACCAGGAGCAGCUCGAGCAGCUGCAGGCUGUGCUCAUGAGCACCAUGGAGAAGAGUGUGCUAAGUGGCCAGGACCAGCUGCUGCCAGUGCGUGUGUCAGAGCUGGAGGAGGAGGUGCGCAACCUACGCAAGAUCAACCGAGACCUGUUUGACUUCUCCACUCGCAUUAUCACGCGGCCAGCCAAGUGAUGGUUUCUUGGGUGCUGGAAUGCUUUUAACAAACGAUGGACAAAG
Messenger RNA from Nannospalax galili (Upper Galilee mountains blind mole rat), 1634 nucleotides. RefSeq names its product WD repeat domain 18 (gene Wdr18). The record is from RefSeq and is a predicted model, not a curated record. Lineage: Eukaryota; Metazoa; Chordata; Mammalia; Rodentia; Spalacidae. Gene Ontology annotation, biological process: DNA-templated DNA replication; rRNA processing. Gene Ontology annotation, molecular function: protein binding. Gene Ontology annotation, cellular component: nuclear pre-replicative complex. Bases 288 to 1589 code for a protein of 433 amino acids. The transcript is spliced from 10 exons.